Molecule: messenger RNA, 840 nt
Organism: Bursaphelenchus okinawaensis
Lineage: Eukaryota; Metazoa; Nematoda; Chromadorea; Rhabditida; Aphelenchoididae
Source: the annotation of a GenBank genome assembly
AUGCCUCGUCCUCUGAUCGUCUGCUCCGUUUUCGUUUUGUUGUUCUGGUUGAGCCAAAUUGAGGCUUGUUCUCCAAGUGGAGCUGCUUAUCAGGCCCAUUUCAAGCAGAUUCGUAAGUUUUUUGAGAUUUUUUCGAGGUUUUUUGGUAACUAGAAAAUUUAAAAUUAUUAUAGUGAAUGUAGAAAAGUUUGUUAUUGUGUUUGGCAAAUGCUUUCAAGUAAAAAAAAAUCAUUUUUUGAGUUAAAAAUUAUGUUAGUCAUGAGAAAAGCCUUGAAUUUUUGCGUGAAACGGAAUUUUCAAGCCAUUUUUUGUAAUAUACAAGUGAUUUCGGUAACUGUCGCUCUACUAACAAGCUUUUUUCUAUUUUUUAAAUGAAAAUUGUGCUCAAUCGAAUUGCCAAGGUAACCCAUCUAAAACAAGAUAUUUUCAGCGUGUACCCAAUGCAAACCAAUUCAUAUUCAACCAGGAUGUGACAAGGACUUUCACGAUCCCAAAUUUGCUUGUGCUUUCCCAUUGGUCACCUACCAUGUUGCGAGAACCGAGAAUUGUGGCCGCGCCACCGUAACCUGUUCAACUUUGGACUUUAAACCGUCAGUAGCUCAAGUAUUGGCUCGUGUUGUUGACUCCACCACAAAUGGCACUGUUUGGACUCCGAUUGGUGCUGCGAAAAAGUUGAGUACUCAAGUGACGUUGAAGUGCGGCAACGAAAGCACCUGGGACAUUGAAAAUGUUGAUGGUCGGGUGGAGGAUCUGCUGUUUGUGAGAUGUGCUCAUUCCGUGAUUCCAACUGACAACGAACUUCAAGUGGCACAGACUUUGGAGGGAUCUGGACAAGAUUAA